CUCGGUAAUUGCACAAUGCAGCUGGGCGGGCGCUAGUCGUCUAAGAGUUUAGCUGCAAGGAAGGAGUGAGCUUUUCUACAGGUACGGGCUGGAUUGGAGGGUGGCAGAGUUGCACAGUGCUGCCGGAUUGAAAAACAUAGAGGGACGCUUCCCUCUUGCAUUCUUGGAAAGCCUUUUCUUUGAAUCGAGGCGCGUUAGUGAAAUAUGCAUAGCUGCUCAUAAUCAGACAUCUCAAUUUGGCUAAUAAGGGUUUCUAAAGCCUGCUGGAAGUUGUCAGUAUGUGGUCGGCCAGGGCGCGAUGGAAAGUCUGCAGUGGGACUCUGGACUCUGCAGUGGUGCUAACCCAGGGUAGUCAUGCAGACUGGGAAGAUGUAGAGGGAAACGAGCCUGUGCAAGCCAGUGAGCGCAUGAUCCUGGGUCAGCCGGACCAACCGGCUCCUUGUGAGAUCACCAUAGACUUCCCGGAAACCUCCUUCUUUGUCUCCCUCAUCAAGCUCUCCAGCACAGCACGAACCUGCGAGGUCUACUCCCGCAAACUCGGCAGCCAAGACCACGAGUACGUCUGCACGGUCCGCGGAGUGGAGCAGAAGGCCCCCCCAACCCCCCCAACUAGCCGUCAGGAAACCUCCCCGAGCCCCCCAGCGAUUGCCACCCUCACAAAGCCGAGUAGUCUGGAGUCCCGGCCGGAAGCCUCUACUUUUCCUCCCCCCCGAGAGACAAGCCAUGAAACACCGCAAGAGAGUCAGGAGGGGCAAUCGGAUGGGUCUUCCGGCCCUGAGUCCAGACCUCACCGUUCACCCCCCACAGUAAAACCAGCAGAAACGUCGGUGCCCCUUUACUCCUGUGGCAUCAAGCUUGCGAGGGGGCCAGCGCUCACGUCUCUCCGUCUCAAGUUUGUCUCUCUUCAGAACAAGGCCGAAUUAAAAAUCGACCCUAUCAGAAUCUAUGCUUCUCGAGGCCCGACGUCGGUGGCGCCUCCGCGUCUGACCGGCAGUUCGCUUUCUGCGCUUGCGCCCCUGUUACCUGCUUUAGGGCCGCUCUUUAGCAGCGGAGUCCCGGGGAUCCCUCAGUUGCCCGGUGCCUUUUCACACCUCCUUCCGCCUGAACAUAGUGCAAUCAACCUGGAGGCUCGCCAAAGCAACCGCACCGGGGUGGAAGAGAUGAGUAGCAGUCCAGCACAAGCGAACAAUGGGAGUGUGAAUAAGGGCGCAGCGAGCGGUGGCCGUUCACACCCUGCAAUUCCGGAGGGGCUGGCUCAGCUUAUGGCGUCGAUGCAGGGCUUGAAAGCAGGGAGGAGGAAUUCACACCUACCCGGUGCGGCUCACCUAGGUUCAGCAAGCGGAGCUAGUGGAAGUGCUCAGCGGCCGCCGGUGAACCUAUCCGCGCUGAUGGCGGCGAUCGGUAACAGCAGAGGCGUUUUGCCCAACGGAGUUACGCCUAAUCAAGAAUCCGUUUCUGAUAAGGCAGAGCUGUUGGGGACAGAGAAGGGAAACGAUCCUCAAAAUGUAGAUGGAAAAAAGUGCAGAAAUGAGGCCACACAUCAAAAAGAGAAUGUAAGUGGCGGGUCAGCGGAGCAGGGAGCGACUCUAGGGGCGAUUCUGCGGAGGUUGGAGGGUUUGGAGGGCACAUGCCUCAGGAUUGAGAGGGCGGUCACGGGCGCGCUGAGCGGAUUCGAUGCGCGGCUGAGGCGUCUGGAGGAACGGGAUGCUGCAAGGGGGGGGAGUGUGAAUGGGGCCAAAGGCGUCAGCGAAUGGGGACAUCGGGCUGAGGCUUCGGGAGUGAAUGGGCACAGCGGCACUGAUGAGCGGAAAGCGGCCGGGGAGGUGUCGAGCGCAAGGAAUAACUCUGAGAUUUUGGGGGAGUCUGCAGUGACGAAAGCUGGAGGUGGUGAGCGGGGAAGCUUGGGGAACCGGUGUCAAGCAGUAGACGGACAGGCGAACGGGGGCGCUUCGGAGGCACCGGAGUUCGAAGGCAUAGAAACGGAGCCCGUGAGGAGCGCUCGCCGUCUUGCAAAAGGUGUUGGGCAGGUUACGCAAGGGGAGGGACUUCAUGGGGCGCCUCUGGAACGGGCCGUUGCAGCAAGCGAAGGAGGGGGAGAGCGGAUACCCCCCGAAACGGGGGCGAAAAUUUCAGAGACGGUACCCUAUGAGGAAGCGGAGCUGACGACGGAGCUGUAACGGUCUAGCGGCCCUUCUUUCGACGUGGGAGCUUGUCCGGGGUGUUUGCGAAGGGCAUUCGGGACGAGGGCAGUGUGCAUCCGGACAAGUGAGAAGUGCACGUCGGCCUAGCAGAAAGAGUUUUGGAACCCACCCUCCGAACCGGUUCGAAGGCGUGCUUUGUUAGGCCCAGAUCGACCGGCGGUUUUGAAGUAUCGACCUUGCAGUCAGAGAUGCCAUAUGAUCGCUUCUGCUUAUCCACACUUUGACACCAAACACCAAACAGAGCCGUGAAUAGGAGUGAGCGAUUCUAUCUAGACGGUUGGCUUGUCAACAGAUUGCUGUUCAGUAUCCCAUCACUCAGUGUGCAAGUCGCCAGUGUUUGUCGUUGUGGACUUUCCUAAGGAGAAGUCCAGUACACUCAUCAUCGCGUCCACCGGGCGGCCGCCAAGGUGACCCAGUUCUGCCGGGUAGGUUUUAGUACACACGCAGGCUCCGGUCGCAUCAUUGUGUGCCGCGUGGGCCUUGAUGCGAGCCGAC
Klebsormidium nitens is the source of this 2696-nucleotide messenger RNA. NCBI's taxonomy places the organism in Eukaryota, Viridiplantae, Streptophyta, Klebsormidiophyceae, Klebsormidiales, Klebsormidiaceae. The record is from the annotation of a GenBank genome assembly.